This is a messenger RNA of Anopheles merus, 6841 nucleotides long. It is a transcript of the gene vir, whose product is annotated as protein virilizer. Gene Ontology annotation, molecular function: RNA binding. Bases 30 to 6278 code for a protein of 2082 amino acids. Lineage: Eukaryota; Metazoa; Arthropoda; Insecta; Diptera; Culicidae. The record is from RefSeq and is a predicted model, not a curated record. Gene Ontology annotation, cellular component: RNA N6-methyladenosine methyltransferase complex. The transcript is spliced from 5 exons.
ACGGUCCCUCCUCGCAGACACGAAGCUCGAUGACGCUGCUAUCAGCAAACUUGCCAGCCGCCAUCAUUCUUUUCCUGGCUGUCUGCAACGCGCGUCCUACUGUCCGCGAACGAAGCCCGCCGCUACUAAAAAAGAAGGCUGCAAAUCGUGCAAAGGUUGUGUGUUAUUUUGUGCGAAGUGAGCGUGUAGCGGGUGUGUGUGUGUGUGUGGCAAGUUGCACGGGCGACCGCGUCCUUAUUGGAUGGCCAGUUCGGCUGCAGCAGGAACCCGCUGCAACACGGACCCGAGUGCCAGGUGGAACAGCCACAGCGGACAGCAGGAAGGUGUACCCGGUGGUGCGGUGUAAGGCGACCGUGUUAGCGACCAGCCCCCCCCCAGAAACGAUGGAUUCCGAACUGCCGGAGUUGCUGUUUUUCGACACAUUUUCUCAUGACACGUACGAGCAAAAUCUCGAUCUGGUACAGUUCCCGAAGCCGGUCUACAUCACGGAGGUGCGGAUCAUCCCGCUCGGCGCUCGCGUCCAUGCCGACUUCCCGGGCGGCGUCCGGCUGGGCGCCACCAACCCGUCCAACUUCCACAUCCAGCUGUACGUGAACGAUCUCGGCAAGCCGGGCGCCCCGAUCUUCGAGAGCCUGGGCGAGCUGGAGUACAACCAGAACAAUUGCAUUCAUCUGCAGUGCGGCGGCGGCGGCGGUUCGGGAGCGGUAGGCACGGGCCCCCCGGGUACGGAGGAGUUCGUGCGCCGCAUCCCGACCGACGGGCUGGUGCUGAAGGGCUGGUACACGACGAUGACGCUCGCGGUGUACGGCAUCCUGACGACGAACAUAGCCGAGCCGAUCGUGUCGCCGAGGGAAACGACGCCCCAGCCGGCCGAGCAGCUGCUGGUCGGGCCGGACCACCACCAUCAUCUGCUGCACCACCACCACCACCAUCACCAUCACCAUCUGCACCAUGGCGGGGGGAUAGCGGAGCCGUCGUGCGGGCCGGGCGGCGAUUGGAUACAGGAGCCGCCGCUGCCCGGGCUGGUGGCCGCCGCCGAGACGGUGUUCGUGCAGAAGGAGUACCCGGAGGACGACAGCGAGGACGCCCCGAAGGAUCCGCGGCCGUACGCGCGCCGGGCGGCGGCAGCGGCCGCCGCCACCUCCUCCAGUAUCGCGACCGCGCACCCGCUGCCGGCCAGCGCAGCCAGCCCGCCGGAACCGAUCUACGAGCCGCUCGAGGCGGGCAAGAUACUGCCCGGGGAGUGCGAGCCGCCCCCGCACGCGGACAAGCGCAGCAAGGGCGCGGGGCCGCCGUACGCGUACGAGCGGUCGCCCCGGCACGUGCCGGAGCGUGUCGUCUCGCCGCCCCCGCUAGUGUGCGAUGCCGUCUCCGUCUCGGUGACGCCCGUCGCCUCCCCGACCACCAUGCUGCCGGCGGGUGCUGCCACCGGCCCAGCGGCAACCCUGCCCGACGAGGAUGCCGCCUCCGUGCCGGACCAGUUCGAGCCGAUCCUGAGCGACGAGGAGAUACCGGAGGACUUCGACUACGAUCUGGAGAGCGCAACCGGUGGGGGCGGCGGAGCGGGAGCCCCCGCCCCAGCCAGCGGAUCGGCCGGCCCGGCCGCGUACGAAAAUCUGGACGAGCCGCCGGCCAAACAGUUCGACCCGUUCGGGGCCACGCUCGAGCGGUACGUGCCGGCGGGAGCGGACCCGGUGCGGCUGCUCGGCCCCGGCGAACAGAAGCUGCUCCGCCAGCUCGAGCAGCUGCUCGGGCAGGAGCGGUACGGGCGGGCGGCGACCGGCGCGUUCGAGCGCGAGCCGGCCGAAUGGAAGGAGCGCUUCGUCGACUACGCGGAGCAGCUGGUGCACCUGCUCGGGCAGCUGCUGGCGAAGGAUGACGCGCGGGACGCCUGCCAGCAGCAGCUGGACCGCUGGAUCCAGACCGGCUGGCCGGGCGUGACCGACCGGCUGGUGAACUGCAUCUGCGUCGGGCUGGACUUCGAGCGGGCGAUGGUGCAGCCGCAGCCGGCGUUCAAGCUGCGCCACAUGAAGAGCGGCAUCCGGCUGGCCGAGUUUCUCGGGCCGCACGAACCGUUCAUCGCGCUGCUGCUGCGGCGGGCCCGGCCGGACGAGUUCAACCUGUUCGACCGGCUGCUCGGCCUGUACUCCCAGCCGCACAUGGCGCUCUCGAUCAAGCUGAUGAUCAUACGCACGAUCUACGCGUGUCUGGAUACGCGCACCGCCGUCCACUACUUCCUGUCGCCGUCGUACAACGGGUACCAGAUACUGCUCGACCUGCUGCAGGAGAACCCGUCGACGCGCAUCAGCUUCGCGCUGAAGUCGCUGCUGCGCAAGAUCUCGCUGUACGAAAAUCUGGAGCUGAUACACGCGACCGUCGAGCAGCUGUACGUGCGCGCGGUCGAGGAGGGUGGCGAGCCGGCGGGGCCGCAGCAGGGCGGCGCGAAGCGCACCGACCAGGAGCUGAUGGAGCUGCUGCGCAGCUCGCUGACCGAGCUGACGAGCGCGAUCUCGCUGCACGAGGUGUCGCUCGCGCAGCCGAAACGCUUCCUGCCGGUGUCGGCCAAGUUCGAGAUACACAAGGACAUCGCGUCGUCGCUGAACGUGAGCCGCACGGUGGUGCAGUUCUUCAAGAUCCACCGGCUGGUGGAGUCGCUGGUGCUGCUGCUCGAUCUGCCCGGCACGCCGCCGGCCCUGUGCGAGCUGAUCUACAACCUGCUCGCCUGCCUGCUCAAGAGCGUGCCGAAGCUGCGCUACCUGGUGGACAGCCUGCCGCACACGAACCUGCUGCUGCGGUGGCUGUUCCAGCGGCUGCCGGCCAGUGCCGGCGGGGAGGCGGCACCGGGCGGCCGCAGUGCCCCGACCGGCGACGAGGUGCAGGUGUCGGAGCUGUCCCGCCCGCAGCUGCUGGGCGUGGAGCUGGUGUACAAGGUGCAGACGAUCUACCAUCUGGACGCGAUCGCGAAUGCGAGCACCGGCAGCGUCGCCCCGUCGAACGAUCAGCUGGAGGAGCAGCGGGACCGGCUGGUGGACGGCCUGCACGCCUUGUACGAGCUGUCCUGCGGGCCCGGGCGCCGCUUCGUCGUGGAGGUGCUCUCGAUGGACGACAAUCUGGCGGUGCUGCUGGAGCUGCUCGAGCGCGAGCAGCGCACGGUGGCGAAGGAGGGCGUCGGUGGGACGAACGCGGCCGCCACCAAGCAUCGCUCGCCGAUCGUCGGCUACUGUGUCGAUCUGGUGGACUGCACCGUGCGGCACGGGGAAGCCGUCGGCUAUCUGGCCCAGCACGGGCCGGCCCUGCUCGCCCUGGCCAAGCAGCACGAGCAGUUCGAGCCGGGCGUCAGCGCGACCCUGCAGGAGCUGGCCGUCUACCUCAAGCCGCUCGAGCUGCACGAUCUGUUCGCGUACGUCGACAUCGGGCCGCUGGUGGAGCUGAUGCGCCGCAGCCUCGAGUACGUGACCGCCUUCCCGGGCGAUCUCAUCACCGCGCUGCGGCUGGUCCGGCUGCUCGGCAUACCGCCGUACGACGACUACGAGCAGCCGGGCGGGCACGCCGAGUUCAAGUACAAGUACACGCUGCUCCAGUUCUACUCGGCGGACGGGCAGGCGCUGCUGCUCGCCAUCCUCGACAAGCUGACGCACCACUUCGACCAGCCGGCCAUCCACACGUCCAGCCUGGCGAGCCAGCAGGGCGUGCUGCUCACCCAGCUGCUCUGCCCGCUCGUCUACAUCCUGCGCAAGCUCGUCACCUACCUGAUCGAGUGCCGGAACACGGAGUUCCGCGACCUGACGCUGAUCGAGCCGCUGCUCCGCACCUACACGCUGAUGCAGUGCGUCCCCUCGGUCGCCGCGGCCGGACCGGACGCGCGCCAGGUGCAGCGCGAGACGGUGCGCAUACUGCUCGCGUACACGCAGCCGACGCCGCCCGAAGGGCUCGACACGAACAACGUCCAUCGCAGCCUGUGGACGCAGAUGGUGGGCGAGCUGGUGCGGUUCACGCUGGCCGGCCCGAACUACUUCCUGCCCGGGCUGCUGGUGCUGUCCGAGCUGCUGCCCCUGCCGCUGCCCAUCCACUGCCGGCAGCCGCUCGCCCCGCCCGAGCUCAGCCGGCUGAUUCAGGAGCGGCAGCUCUGGUCGGCCCAUCUGCACCCGCAAAGCCCCUCGAUCGGCGAGCUGAUCCAAACACUGUGCACCUCCAGCUACACGCCGAUGCUGGCCGUGCUGAGCCGCGUCUGUCUGCAGCUGUCCGAUCUUGCCCCGAACAUGACGCUGCUCGUCUCCAAAUCGCUCGCCGACCUGAUCGUGCAGGAGCCGCUGCUGCCGGGCGGGCUGGCAAGCACGAGCCACGCCCGGCUGGUCAGCUUCCUCGCGACGCUCGUCUGCCACGCGUCGGUCAAAAUCUCCGUACUGUCGAUCCUGCCCGGCCGCAUCAUGGACAUGCUGAUGGGCGUGCUGCUCAACCCGGGCCAGACGCCGGCCCACCAGCAGACGCAGCAGCACAUCUACCUCACCUUCCAGAGCCUGUUCGACGCGGAGAUAGCGCUCAUGUUUGGCGACACGAUCGAUCCGGCCCUGCAGCUCGCCUGCUCGCUGCCCCCGAAGGACAUCAUCGAGGCGUUCUGUGGCGCGUGCGCCACCAACGUGACCGGCGCCGAGAUCGGGCUCGGCGUCCUGAUGGCCGCCCUGCGCACCAUGCUGCUGCUCACCGAGCACGACACCACCUUCGUGACGCUGAUGGCGAACCUGAUGCGCAAGCGGGACGGCUGGUGUGCGGUGAUGCACAAGUUUUGGCGCAAGGCCCGGGACGGUCCCGACGCGUACCGGGCGCUGUUUGUGCUGCUGAGCGACUUCUGGCGGUCGCUGGCCGCGUACGAAACGGACGGCUGCGUCAAUCUGCCCAAGCGCACGGUCAAGCUGCCGCUCGACCAGCUCGGCAUGCUGAUGCCGCUGUGCGACAGUGAGGAGGACGCGCUGCUCGCCCAAAUGCUACCGUUCGUCGACGAGCUGCUCGACCUGUACGGGGGUGGUGAGGCGAAGGAGGAACCGAUGCAGUUGAACAGUGAAGCGGCUGCCGAACCACCCAAGCCCGGCACGGACACCCUGAAGGACAAUUUGAGCUUCCUGCGCACUCAGAUCGAGCUGGCAGUGGCGGCGGCGGCGACGGCGGCGGCGGCGGCAACAACGGAAGCGACCAAAAGCGCUAGCACCGCCCCCAUCGACUGGAGUGCGGUCACGGUGGAUCCGCUGCCCCAGGCGGAGGGCAUCGUCACGCAGUACGGCUCCCGCAGCGUCUACCUGCUCAGCGAGGACUGCGACGAUCAGCUGAAGGCGACGGACUGGCUCGGCUUUACGCCCUGCGACGACGAUCUCGAGCGCGAGCAGAUCCCGUGCGACCUGCAGGACCUCGCGAAGGUGUGCCUGUCCGGCGACACGAACCUGACCGCCGACUGCAAGCGCCUGCUGCACCUGUCCGCGUCGCCCCACUCGAACCGGGACCGGCUGACGACUGCGCCCUGCUUCCGCACGCGGCGCGUCGAGGUGGAACCGAGCACGGGACGGCCGGAGAAGAAGAUAUUUGCAACACCAUUGCGCGGGCGUGGAUUUUCGCGCACACCCACCACCCGUGGGGAUCUGUUCCGGUCCCGCCCGCCCAACACGUCUCGUCCGCCCUCGCUGCAUGUGGACGAUUUCCUGGCGCUCGAAACGUGCGGCGCCCAGCCGACCGGACCGACCGGCUACAACAAGCUGUCGCGCGACAUCAUCACGAUCCGCGGCACGAACCGGAGCCGCGGGCGCAACUUCCCCGACCGCGGUGCUCGAUCGGGCGGCGCAGGUGGCGGGGGCGGUGGAGGCGGUGGCUCCGUCGGGGGCGGCAGCGGUGGAUCCGGCAGCGGCGGUGGCCACUGGCAGAGUGCCGCCGGGGGCAGCGGCGGUGGUAACGGGGGCGGUGGGGGAGGCGGCGGCAGCGGCAGCGGUGGCAACGGCGGCGGCUCUGGCUGGUCCUCCGGUGCGUCCCAGAUGCACGAUGGCGGCGUGGGGGGUGGCGUCGGCGGUGGAAGCGGCCCCGGCAGCGGUAAGCACUUCGGGCACGGGUUGUCUAGUGGCGGCGGGGGCAAUGUCGGUGGUGCGGCGGUGGUCCUGGCAGCAGUGGCCACUAUCGCGAUCCGCCCAGCCACUUUGGCGGCUCGCAGCGACCACGCUCCGGCCGGGGCUUCAACCGAUACAGUGGCCGGAUCUAUACGCGUCAGAUCUAGGGCGGGCAGCAGCGUUUUGCGUUCCUGAGAAAAAAAAGGUCGGGCAAAGCAAGUUGCUGCGGCUGGUAGAGUAGCGUCGUGGUUCGGUCUCGUUGUUUGCUAGGGGAGCAGAGAGAGAGAGAGAGAGAGAGAGAGAGAGUAUUAUGCCUUUAUUAUUUCAUGAUCCGGAAUCGGAAUUUACCCCACUUAUUACUAUUAUUUUUUGUCAUCGUAAAAUGAACCUUACUUUCUGAUGUUUAUGUACGCUGCUCGACCCCUACCCCUAGACCGUCGGACUGAGUGGAACAGUCCAGUGUAGACUUAAGGCAAAUCGUGUUUUACGCGAUGGUAGGAUAUAAACUUUUAGCUUUUAAACACCUGAUGGAUAUAGGGUCCUAAAAUCCUUCACCCGCGUGACUUUCGCCCUCCCUUUUGCCCCCGCGCCAAUCGGCAACACACGGGCCACAAGCAGGCGGGAUGAAGGAUUUUACGGACGCUUCCGACACUUGGAGAACCAGUACACUGUGGCCUGAAAAUACUAGAAAAUUUAACAAUGCGCUCAUAGAAAUGCUGAUGUAUGUGUAAUGUACCUAAGGGUGUAUGCUAAUCUUA